AGUUUACGCGCUUCUUUCGCACGAUCAACAUCUAUAUUCUCCAAAGCGGAAGUUGAAUUUUAUUUCUUGAGAAUUAAUCAUAGGAAGUGUGCUUUUCAAUAACAAUGAAAUUUACAUAAAAAAAUUGCAAAUCUUUUAGCACAAAAAAAAGUGUAAUAGAUUUAGUGGGAAAAUUCUCCUAUUUAAUAUAAAAAUUUAGUUGAUAGCUGUGCUGGUAUCAGUGACAUGGAUAAAAGUGAUGAUGAUGUGAAAGAAAAGGAGUUCUUUUGUGUUUAGGAAGUGCCAUUUUAUUCUCUCACCAUCUCGUUGAUUUGUGUGAAAAACAAUGAAAAUGUGCAGAUGUUUGAAUCGUAAAGACCACAAGUGCUAAAAAGUUGGUGGUAUCAGGAAUCCUUUUGCCUGGCAUCAUUCACCUCAGUCAAGUGUAUUCAGAGGAGGGAAAAUGAUAAAGAGCAUAUCUUUUAUAUCCUUUCCUCUCCACCCAUCUUCAAGAUAAAAGGGCUAUGUUGGGUCAUCCUUCCAGAAGAGCAGGAUGCUUAUUUGACUUAUUAAAUUCAGAUUGUGGAAUAACAAAAAAGAAAUAUUCAAGAGUGGGCAGAGGAGGUCUCCUUCUUUUCAUUUGCGCCAGAAAAGGUAUCGAAAUAGAAGCAUCUUCCUGUGCCCAAUAACCCCAGGAGCGCCACUAAAAUGGUCAAUUGUCGCUAUGGUGUAAUUUAGAGACAGUAGUUGAUAUUGUUUCUGAACACUGAGGCCAGCAUUUGAGGCCUAAUGAUGCUUGAGUUAGUAACAGAUAUUCCAAGGAAUGAUAUAUUCAGCACAGUAUCAAAUAUCACUGACGAUGAUAGCCUCUUUGGUGUGUUUACUAACGAUACGGGAGCUCCAAAUACUACACAGGUUCCCUAUACACCAUACGAAAACCGACCUGAGACGUAUAUCGUCCCUAUCAUCUUUUUCCUGAUCUUUAUCAUUGGGACUAUCGGAAAUGGAACCCUCGUUGUGGUAUUUCUUAGACAUCGAGCAAUGAGAAAUGUUCCCAACACAUACAUACUAUCACUAGCUCUAGCUGAUCUACUGGUGAUUCUCACGACGGUCCCACUGACAUCUACAGUAUACGUCUUUGACUCAUGGUUUUGGGGCCAAGAACUGUGUACGAUAUCAGAAUUCGUAAAGGAUGUCUCCAUAGGUGUAUCAGUCUUUACACUCACAGCUCUCUCAGGGGAUAGGUUCUUUGCCAUAGUGGAUCCUCUUAGAAAAUUUCAUACUCACAGUGGAAGAGCAACGAAAUUAACAGUGUCCAUUGCCAUAUCAAUUUGGAUUUUAGCCAUUAUCUGUGGUAUUCCAGCUCUUGUAGGUUCUUACAUUCGGGUGGUGCAAGUGAACAAAGAAGUAUCCUUUGAGCUGUGCUACCCUUUUGGGCCGCCAGAAUGGGGCAAAACCUAUGCUCGCUACAUUGUAAUGGCCCGCUUUAUGAUCUUCUAUGCCAUUCCACUGCUCAUAAUUGCCAUAUUCUACGCCCUCAUUGCACGACAUCUAUUCUAUAGUGCUAGUAAUGUACCAGGAGAGAUGCAAGGCGCCUUGCGUCAGAUAAAAGCCCGACGAAAGGUGGCCAUCACAGUUCUCGCAUUUGUUGUAAUAUUUGGCCUGUGUUUCUUGCCUUCACACCUUUUCAUGAUAUGGUUCUACUAUUGCCCAACAGCUGAAGAAGAUUAUAAUGUAUACUGGCAUGUUCUACGUAUUGUCGGUUUUUGCUUAUCCUUCGCCAACAGCUGUGCAAAUCCUGUAGCACUGUACUGUGUCAGUGGAGCUUUUAGGAAGCACUUUACGAGAUACUUGCUUUGCCGCUUCCGGUCUAGCUCGCGGCGGAAGCGUGAUGGAUGCGCCGUUACGCACCGAGACACUUCUCUAACGAGCACGGUGUCGCGAAGAUAUACAUCAAGGAGACAAUGUAACCACCAGAGCACCAUGAGAAGCAAAAUCCUGGAAACAUCAGUGACCAUUCUUCCGAAUGGAGCAAGUAAUAAUAAAAAUGGAACCGAUUGAAUGUAAAUAGUGGAAAAAACUACUCCCAUAUGAAAUAUAUUUAUUGUUACACGAAAUAGAAAAAAUAUCUGAUAAAAUGCUCCUUCAGACGCCUUAGCAGAUUUUUUUUUUAAAUAGAUAGCUUUAUUUAGCAUUCCAUGAUAAAUUUCAAAUUUACAAUCAUUACAAGAAUUACAAGGAAAUGCGAAAAUAAAUAAAAUGAUAAUGGCUCCGGCACACCUUUUAGAUCAGGAAAAUUUCAUGAAGUCGAAAUUCGAAACCCUUUCUUUCUCACAUGUUUUGCAUAUGACUAUCUCAUUCUUUCGCAUACCAAAUUCGAUUGAGAUAAAUUGAAUUUCGAGUGAUGUUUAAGAGAAGAAGAAGAGUGCGAGAGAAUGUGAUAGACAUUAUGCAAAACAUGUGAGAAAGAAAGGGAUCCGAAUUUCGACUUCAUGAAAUUUUCUUGAUCUAAAAGGUGUGCCCGAGCCAUAACAAACAAAAUUGCCAAAAAUUCGACAGUAUUGAUUGUUUUUCCUCUACGUGAGGGCACUGUUUUGUCCUACUUGUGGCGCUGAAAACUGUUCUCAAUUUUUAGUUCUCAGAAUUAUGCAAGUUUGGCCAAAUUGGGUAAAAAUUCAGCAUGCAGAAUUUUCUAAUUGUUAAUUGUAUUAAUUUCUUUUUUGAGAGAAUUUUGCAAAUUUUCGCAGGAGUAUACUUUAUCUUAUUGUCCUGUAUAAGUCAUUAGCAAAACAAUAACAUUUCGAUUUAGCUGCUAAAAAGUUUCCCAGAAAAUUUACUUCUUAUUCCUUCCCAGAAAACAAUUAGGCCUAAUUGAUGAAUUGGUGUGUAAAAAAUAAAAAAAAAUAAAAACAAACAGCGAAGGUAUUUAUUCCCUACUUAAUUACCUUUCAUUCUCCUUUUCUAUGGGAAUUCCCAUCCUCGACAUCCUCAGCACAAUUACGUAAAUCGCUGUGGUAGAUAUGUAAACAAUGGUUGUUCUUGAAGUAAACUGAGCAGUCAGAUGAAUAUCCAAAUGAAGGGGUGUGAUGGCAAUAAAUAGUCCAUUUAUGGUAAAUAAUUAGGCUGAGAUUGUCAAGAAUGUAAAUGCAAAAUUCCAUGUAAUAAUGCUUUGGAAAUAAUUCUCGUAAAAUAUUUGAUAUAGAACAUAAAUCAACGAAAAUACAGAAACACUCUGCACCACUUCCUUUUUCUGUUCUCGAUGUACAUUUUAUACACUAGAAAGAGACACCUUUUUUUCUCUUACUUUUUAGCUGAUGAUUUUAAUAUUAGACAGAAUAUUUAUUUACAUUACUAAGUGUGAUAAAAAAAAAUCUAUCAUAAAUUUGUAUGUAUUUAUGUAGAAGCAAAAAGUGGUAAUAAAUUUUAGAAAUAAAU
This is a messenger RNA of Phlebotomus papatasi, 3414 nucleotides long. Its product is annotated as neuropeptide CCHamide-1 receptor-like. The transcript has 9 exons. Gene Ontology annotation, molecular function: G protein-coupled peptide receptor activity. NCBI's taxonomy places the organism in Eukaryota, Metazoa, Arthropoda, Insecta, Diptera, Psychodidae. Gene Ontology annotation, biological process: G protein-coupled receptor signaling pathway. The record is from RefSeq and is a predicted model, not a curated record. The coding region runs from base 769 to 2040 and encodes 423 amino acids. Gene Ontology annotation, cellular component: membrane.